Mercenaria mercenaria is the source of this 2540-nucleotide messenger RNA. RefSeq lists its product as uncharacterized. Lineage: Eukaryota; Metazoa; Mollusca; Bivalvia; Venerida; Veneridae. The coding region runs from base 486 to 2342 and encodes 618 amino acids. The record is from RefSeq and is a predicted model, not a curated record. The transcript has 2 exons. Gene Ontology annotation, molecular function: zinc ion binding.
AUAACCUUCAGUAUGGAAAUUUAACAUAUUGAAAUUUAACAUACUAAAAUGUGCACACAAGAAUCAGAUGAGGUAAAGGAGAUGUACUGUGAGCCGUGCCGUAAAGAUGGAUUUAAAAAUGUUUCAGGUCUCGACUGCAUUCACAUAGAAAUAUACCAGCCAAAUAUGAUUUUGGCCAUAUAGGCUCCAGAAAAGUGAAGUUUUGGUUAAGAGAGCCAGCCAAUCAAAAGGCGUCAUUUCUCAUGAGCCUUAAAAAUAUGGAUGCCUCGAUGGUCAGUCAGCAAUAAUACAAAUAUUGACACCUUUUUGCCCACAGAAUUCACAAAACAAGAAUAAAAUAAAGGGAGACAUGCCAUAGUUUAUAACAACACUAUUUAUUUGUUUAAUUUAUCUAUAUUACUAAUGAAAUAUAUGUUAGACUGCUUAAAGGCGUCAAAACUAAUGACUCUAGGAUACCAGACCAUGAUCUACAAGACAAAAAUGACAUGCCCCAAGAUUUCUGUCUUGAACCUUGUCCAUCACACUCUGGGGAGAUAGUCAAGUUCUACUGUAAAACAUGCAAUAGCCUUGCUUGUCCACAUUGUAAAAGUGACCUGCAUACUAACUGUACUGAUGUAUUUCACUUACCAAAACUAUCUGCUGACUUUGAGAACAGUGCUGAGCUGAAAGACUUGGAAAAAAAUAUACAAAAAGCCAAAAAGGAAUUGGGUAGUGUUAGAGGAAUGAUAAAGAAAAGUGAAAAACAUGCAAUAAUGUUAAGAGCUGAUGUAACAAAGGUCAUGAAAAAACAGAGGGAUGUCAUAAAUUUGCGAUAUGAUAAUUUAGAAGAACAAGUUAACAGAACAAUUGAUAAAAUUUACAGUGAUGACAAUGCAGAACUUCAAAAGCAGUCAGAUAAAACUGAUACAGUUGAUAAAGAACUUACUUCUUUACAAGCAGAUAUACAGAACACAAAGAGAGCUUUACAAAGGUGUAAGCUCUAUGUAAAAUCAAAAAAUGCUGAUAAGGUAGUUAAUUCAGUGAGGGAAAGACUAAAAGAGAUAAAGGAGGAAGUUGUUGUCCAUGGUUACAGUUAUGAGCCAGUUGAGACUUCUGCACGUGAACGAGAGCUUGGUUUAGUAAGGACAGAAGGUAAAAUAAAAUCAACAGACAUAACAGGAUCACUUCUUUCAUACAUACAUCUAGAAGCAAAAAUGGCCAUGAUGUUGGUACGAGAAUUACGUAGAUCUCAUUUAUAUACAUGUAUGUUAAUAAUUGCUAUGAUCUUGUUGGCAGUGUUUGACAUCAAAGUCCACAUGUUUUACAUACUUUUCCUUAUUGCAGUAAUAAUUCUUAUGUCAAAAAAAUGUUUCAUGACUGAGAUGAGACUUUCCUUGGUUCACUUGAGACACAAUUUGAUUAAAUAUUUGUUAGAAGUAUGUAUCAACAUAACAAAAGGGACUUUGGAGAGUUUAAAAUAUAAAAAUGUCAAAGACUGUGUGUUGUUUUGCCGUCUUCAGGAAUGGUUCAAACAGUUACAUUCCAGAUAUAUCAAUGUGAAAACUAAAAGUAAUGCCUUGUGUGACAUCACUGGACUGUGCUUUCUAUCUGUAAAACACCUGGUUGCUGUUGAUAAUAGAAAUUCUUCUGUAAAAAUUAUUGAUAUUGAACAGCAGUCUGUGAUAACAGAACUAACUCUUGGAGGAAGACUGCCCUUCCAAAAUCCAUGGGAUGUUACAAAAAUAGGUGGUGACCAGUUAGCUGUUACAAUUCCACACUCUGAAACUGUAUGUUUCCUUCAACUUACAUGCUGCUUUGAUGUCGAAUUGAUCUCCCUUUCACUGACACGUACAAUAUCAGUUAGCUGUCGCUGCUAUGGAAUAGUUUAUGCCAACAAUAAAUUGAUAAUUACAUCUUCAGGACUCAACAGUUGUGUUAAAAUACUUGAUUUGGAUGGGAACACACUGCAAAGUUACAGUAAAGAUUCUGGAGGUGAGAAUUUAUUUCAGCUUCCAUAUUAUAUUGUCAUCAGUCCAGAUCACAAAACAUUGUAUGUGUCAGACUUCCACUGUUGCCAGGUAACUAGAUUGUCAAUGGAUGGAAAUGUUCUAGCAGUCUGCAAACACAGUCAAUUUACAGAGCUAUUUGGAAUGACAACAGACAAGACAGGGAAAAUAUAUGUGUGUGGUUGGAGCAAUAUUUUUAUGCUGUCAGAUAAUCUGGCUGAGGGUCAGAAACUUAAAGAUGUAGUCAAACCAUUAAAUAACAUUGCUUAUUGUGACAAAACAAAUACUUUCUGCCUAGCUUCAAACCAACAUGACAAUAUAACAUGUUUCAACAAACUCGAGGCAAAUGAAGUUUAACAUGUUUCAACAAACUUGAAGCAAAUGAAGUUUGAGUCUUGUGUAUGAGUAGUAUAUUUGAUAAAUGUACUGUUUCAGAUUACAUGUAUUACAAAUAUAUAUGCAUUUGUAAUUGAUCUGUUGGAAUGUAUAUUGUGUUGUGGUACUUGCUGUAGGGAAGGCAUUUCACAAGACAAAACAAAACAUAAUUAUAUCAUA